Messenger RNA from Nicotiana tabacum (common tobacco), 1617 nucleotides. RefSeq lists its product as uncharacterized. Gene Ontology annotation, molecular function: heme binding. The record is from RefSeq and is a predicted model, not a curated record. Lineage: Eukaryota; Viridiplantae; Streptophyta; Magnoliopsida; Solanales; Solanaceae.
AUUCUAAGCCCAAUGUAGUCCAACGCAUAAAAAAUCAGCUCCAAGCCCAAUAUUGUAUGAACCUGAUAUGAGCUCAUUCCUGUAUAGCCAUCAGAUUCUCACAUGCGUAUGCAUCUCUUUUAUCCUCAAAAGCGUAGAACGUGUGUUUUAAUCUCUUCAGACAAAACACACACUCUAAACCUAGCUUGUCUUCUUCUUCGGAGUGUUUUCUAGAACCACCGGAGAGCCACCGUUAAGAGCCACCGGAAAUUUAUUAGAACCACUAUAUCCGACACCGACAAAGGGAAGCUAUUUUCAUUAAAAAGAACAUUGGCGGGAGAACUCCGAGAGGGAACAAAUCACAGUUCACCUGAAGGAUGCAGAGAAUCCACGUGUCAGUGAGAGUCAGGCCUCUCUCGCCGGAAGAUGCAAAGUCCAGCCCCUGGCGAAUUUCCGAUAGAAUUUUCGAGGAGGAAUGCAGAACACUUGAAAUCUACAAAGCUCAAGCUGAAAAUAUUGUUUCUGCCGCAAUUCAAGGAUUUAAUGUUCUUGUACUUUAUAACUCCAAGAUGGGAGGGUGUGAAGAGGGACCGGAUACUUGCACGAACAAGACAUGCAAGGGCCACGAAGUUGACCUGAUGCAUUUCUCAAUAGGAAAGGCAAUUCCUGGAAGACUAUAUGGAGGCAACCUGGUAGACAACAGUGAGGGAAAUGGAGCUGACAGGUUUGGUCAUUUGGUUGAUCUAUAUGGUUGGAACCCACACUGCCGUUAUUUAGAUGGAAUCGGUCCUUCAGCGAAUGAUUCUAGUGCACAGAAUGAUUGGAAAGGAACUUGGUGGUACAGUAGCUUGACUCUUCACUCAGGUUUUGUUAAGGAUGACAGCCCAUAUUCAUCCAGCAAUCAAUCCGGUGCAUAUUAUUUUGAAUUUUCCAGGCCACUCAGAACAAUGGAUCGCCUUCAACAGGACGCUCAAUUCACAAUUGGCAAAACAAGCAAGAUGUCUGUGGCAUUUUGGUACCCCAUCGAUGGAAAACCAUGGCACGGAUCGGGUCACUUUUCAGUUAGCUGCAAUUGGAUACCAUUGGAUAUCUUGCCAGAUGGUUCUGAGCUCACUGAUGUGCCACAAAGAAGUCCUUGGGACACAGCUACAGCUUUCUCUCUUCUCUUUUCAGUAGUAGCUUUUUGUAUAUCCAUCUUUGUUGGGCAUAGAGUUUCAAGAACCAAGAACAUCGCUUUUACACCAAUGGACAAUCUUUAGAACAGGGCCAAGUUCCUGCAGAUCCUGGAACUAGGUAACACGUUUGCUUCUUUCACCUAAGAUGUCUUUUGCAAUUUACACUUAUAGUUGGAGUUCAUGAUCAGAUAACCUUUUUGCUUUUGAAGUAACGUCGAUCAGCUAUGAAGCUCAUUCUUGACUCUAUUCUCUUUUUGUGAAAAGGAAAAAAUUACGACUCUCUCUCCCUUUUGGUUUUUGACAGUUUUCUCUUUUGUGUUGGAAUGGCGUCAAAACUAUGGUUGCUAUGUGACUUUAGAUCUCAAGACACAGUAGUGUAAAUAUCAUGCAAAUAAAAGGAGCAACUUGAAAGGCUCUUUUGAGAACUCUGUGUAAAUCAAGUAACUAUCCAUUAUUUUAUCAA